UAUUUACAAGGAAUAACACAAAGCAGUCAGUUAGUUAUCAAACCUUGCGAUAUAUCAACUUAAAUUAUUUUCCUUAUUUACUUUUUAAUUAUCGAUAACUGCCGGGGAGUACCGAGUGCGUUGUUGUACCUACUUGUUGUGUAGAACGGUGUUUCGCGUUUGCCUAAUACAAUUUUAUUAUUCAAAAUGUUGAAGUUGAUUUUAGUAAUAUUGGUCACGGUCACUACAGCGUCUUUAGCUUCUUCGGCGGGUUUAGGAGUCGAGAAAGAUAUAGAAACUGAGAGUUAUCCUCUUUUAAUGCCACACGUUCAUCCUCAUAGGGAUGAAUUGUAUCUAUGCACUCCAAUACGAAUCUCACCUCAGGAAGACUUUUAUAUAGUUGAAUUCCACCCAAAGGCGUCUAUGCACACCGCUCACCACAUGCUCCUCUAUGGGUGCACAGAGCCUGGAACUAACGACCCUGUUUGGGGCUGUGGAGAAAUGCAGAGCAAUGAAAUAGAUGAUAUGUAUAAAACGGCCAGUCCAUGUCGCUCUGGUUCUCAGAUCGUCUAUGCGUGGGCCAGGGAUGCUCCAGCGCUUCAGCUGCCCAAGGACGUAGGUUUCCUCAUCGGUAAGAAUUCUCCAAUCAAGUACCUUGUCCUGCAAGUCCACUACAUGCACAAGUUCCCAGAGGGGCUGACCGAUGACUCGGGAGUUUUUCUCAAGUACACCAGGGCUCCAAUGACACGGCAGGCUGGCGUCAUCCUACUUGGUACUAGGGGGGUAAUUCCUCAGAACAGCGUCGAACACAUGGAAACUGCCUGCAGAAUCACCGAGGGCAAGGUCAUUCACCCCUUCGCCUUCCGAACUCAUACGCACGCUCUCGGUAAAGUGGUGACUGGGUACGUGGUUCGGCAGCAUAACACCGGUGAUGAAUGGCAGCUGCUCGGCAAGAAGGACCCUCAACUGCCGCAGAUGUUCUACCCAGUCGAGAAUCAAACCCCUAUCCGAAAUGGAGACGUACUAGCCGCGAGAUGCACUAUGAAUAACACUCUUAACCACCCCGUUUAUAUCGGGGCUACCAACAAAGACGAGAUGUGCAACUUUUACCUCAUGUACUGGGUGGAGAAGGAUACGCCUUUGGACAAGAAGUAUUGCUUCACAAACGGACCACCUCACUACUAUUGGAAUCGAGCUCAUGAAAACUUCAACCGCAUACCAGACCAGGAAGCUAGUACCUUGUAAGAUGUACCAUUAAUUUCUGGUGAAUAUACAUUAAUAUUUUAUCACUAUUAAUAUAAAGCGGUAAUGUGUGUAAGAUUGUAUGUAGGAGUUAUAUCUUUAGCGUUAUUCCGCUGUUACACGAGCCUAUCUGGCCAUUCAACCCGAUCACAAUUCUUCCGAUAACACAACGAACUAUUGUUUGAGGUUUACGCGGUUAUUAUCAUAAUUAAAACACAUAAUACCGGAUCUGGCCAGGUGGGAUUGGGUCGUCCUGUGAUCAUGGCACUUGCAACAGUGUUGAAGUAUCGGGAGUCUCAUAUCCCUGAUUAACGCGGUAAGAACCUCGGAGGUUAAAAUGGCCACAUCAAAGCAAUUCAUCUAAAAAAGCAAUAUUGCAAUUUGUCAUUUGCGCAUAUAAAAGUAACUCCGCAAUGUCAAAUAGCAAUAUUGCUUUCUUCGAUGAAUUGUGUGCG
Pectinophora gossypiella (pink bollworm) is the source of this 1676-nucleotide messenger RNA. It is a transcript of the gene Phm, whose product is annotated as peptidylglycine alpha-hydroxylating monooxygenase. The transcript is spliced from 9 exons. Gene Ontology annotation, molecular function: oxidoreductase activity, acting on paired donors, with incorporation or reduction of molecular oxygen, reduced ascorbate as one donor, and incorporation of one atom of oxygen; copper ion binding. The record is from RefSeq and is a predicted model, not a curated record. Lineage: Eukaryota; Metazoa; Arthropoda; Insecta; Lepidoptera; Gelechiidae. Gene Ontology annotation, biological process: peptide metabolic process. Gene Ontology annotation, cellular component: membrane; extracellular region. Bases 187 to 1224 code for a protein of 345 amino acids.